Messenger RNA from Beta vulgaris subsp. vulgaris (sugar beet), 1761 nucleotides. RefSeq lists its product as uncharacterized. Lineage: Eukaryota; Viridiplantae; Streptophyta; Magnoliopsida; Caryophyllales; Amaranthaceae. Bases 1 to 1761 code for a protein of 586 amino acids. The record is from RefSeq and is a predicted model, not a curated record. The transcript has a single exon.
AUGGCACCCCGAAGGAAAACCACCCGAGGCUCACUGUCUCGUCAACCCACACCUCUCCAGUCUCACCAACCCAAUGUCUUGGUCGAAUCCCUGGCCAUAGACAACGAGGGGUCGACCCCCCGUAACGACGAACAUUCUGCUCCCCGAGAUGACCCAAUGCCAGUCACGAUGGUGGACAUUGAGCGGAUUGCCCGACAGCUGAACGAUAACAUGCAGAGGAGUUUGCGGGAGCUCAUAGCCGGGAUCCCCCAGCUCAAUCAAGGGGAGCCCCGAGAGAUGACCAGGGGAGAGCCUCGUGGCAGGGAUAAUCCUCAAACUCACGUUCCUAACCGGAGCGAGCAGCGAGUGGUAGGAGAGAGAUCCCGACAGGCUCCCUCUCAGAGGACACAGAACUCGGAUGCCAGGCGCAUCAUAGAAGAGAACCGGAGGCGCAGAGCGGAGCAGGACGCUCGCAACCUCUUAAAUAAGAAGAGAGAAGAAAGGGAAAGGACGCACCGAGAGGAGCAGGCUCACUCUCAGACCCCGAGGAGGGAACGGGAGAAGUCUCCUGUCGGGUCCAAGAGGACGAGACAGGAGGACGAAGCGGAUUCAGGGCCCCCUCGGAACAAGCCCAACACCUUCAUCAAUAGGGGAGUCCUCAACUUUAUGACCCCCUUCAGUCGGAAGAUCAUGGAGGUACCCAACCCGGGAAAGGUUAAGGUCCCCACCAUCGAGCAAUACUCGGGCAGUAGCGAUCCCGAGGAUCAUAUGGCAGCCUACAAGGCUCAGAUGAGUGUGCAGACGGGAUGUGAAGCUACUUGGUGCCGCUAUUUCCCGACGACCCUCAAAGGGUUGACACUCAGUUGGUUUUCGGGCUUGUCACCUGGUAUCAUAACUAACUUUUCGGUUCUGGAGGCAUUGUUUCACCAACACUUCAUUGCUGGACGUAGGCACAAGAAAACCAGCAUCCACUUAAUGUCCAUCAAGCAACAAGAACACGAGAGCCUUGCUGAUUAUAUUAGGCGAUUCAAUGAGGAGUCAUUGAAGAUUUCAGAUCUUCAGGACGGGGUUGCUUUCACCGCCCUAAUGUCGGGACUCUGGCCGGGAAAGUUCAGAUGGUCCCUUGCUGAAAACGAAGUUACCACUUUCACCGAGGCCAUGAGUCGAGCUCAGAAAUUCAUCCAAGCCUCAGACAUAUGUAAGCCUGUCGGAGAAAAGGCUAAGAAGAAGAAGGAAGAACUCCCUUACCGGGAACCAAACAAAAGCAUGAGGAAUCACCAACAGUUGCUCCCGAGAGCAGUAGAUAACGAGAAUGAUCCACGUUUCAACAGAAAUAGGCGGGAAAUCUAUUUGGAUCUCAAGCACAAAUCGGUAUUGCCCAUUCCCCCACCUAUCAGAACUUCCAAAGAUAGGCGGGAUCAGAGAUUAUGGUGUGAAUACCAUCGGGAGUGUGGUCACACCACGAAAGACUGUCGGGAGUUAAAGAAGGCCUUGGAUCACUUGGCUGAUCAAGGAAAGUUGAAUAGAUACAUCAAACAUCCCCGAGAGGAGAAAGGGAAGGAGAAAGAAGCGAGAAACGAUAGCGAUAACACCGACGGGUAUGUUGGUGUCAUAACGGGGGGCCAUGCCUCGGGAGGAUCAUCUGGCCGCGCUCGCAAGGCCCACCUUCAAGCAAUGACACAUCGGGUGUUGGAAGUAGAGCCCGUAAAGGCGGUCCCGGUAAUGACAUUCGGGGAGCCUGACCGGCACUUACACACCCCCACGAUGACCCAUGGUCAUUGA